Molecule: messenger RNA, 721 nt
Organism: Hibiscus syriacus
Lineage: Eukaryota; Viridiplantae; Streptophyta; Magnoliopsida; Malvales; Malvaceae
Product: major latex allergen Hev b 5-like
Exons: 3
Coding region: 94-522 (142 amino acids)
Source: RefSeq, a predicted model, not a curated record
AAUUUCACAACACUCAACUCUUUCCUCAUCUCUAUAAUCUCUUACCCUUCAUUCAUUCUUUUCAAUCUUUUCUUCAAGCUUCUAUAUUCCCAAAUGGCCAGCGUUGAUGUUGAUGUUCAAUCAGCUGCCGCGACAACAUUGGUAGAGAACGAGACAGCACCAGCAGAGGUAACCAAAGUUGAGGAGACAACACCAAAAGAGGAGCCAACCGCUACACCCGUGGCGGCCAAGCCGGUCACAACAUCAGAUGCACCGCCAGCUGUAGAGGAAAGCGCGGCUCCCGAAGCCGAUACCAAAGAAGUCUUAGAAGCAGAAACCAAGGUUGAAGAGGAAGCAAAGCCAGCACCAGAGGAGACAAAGGAAGAGACACCCGAGGUGAAGCCAGAAGCAGUUACAAAGGAGGCCAAAGUCGAGACUACGGAAGCACUGGCAGAUACCGCAGCAGGAGAGGAGGAGAAACCGGCCGAGGAAAAGGGAGAUGAAAAAGGCGAAGAAGUUCCUGUUGAGAAAGUUGAGGAAUAGAGUGACCAUUUUGCAAAAGGUGGCAUAGCUUUAUAUAGUCAUCAUAUCAUCUAUAAUAACUAUGUAGGGUAAGGGACGAUGAGAGUUUUUCUUUUGUUAUUGUCUUUCUUUCGUUCUUUGGGGUUUGCUGUUAGUAUUAAACAUGCCAUGUACUUUGCUUUCGAUGUAUAUAUGCAUGUAUGUGUUUUUUUGGUUCCAA